Molecule: messenger RNA, 3044 nt
Organism: Silurus meridionalis
Lineage: Eukaryota; Metazoa; Chordata; Actinopteri; Siluriformes; Siluridae
Exons: 23
Coding region: 316-2553 (745 amino acids)
Source: RefSeq, a predicted model, not a curated record
GGAACACAUUUAUAUCGAAAGUAAAAGCUAAAUGUUUUUUUCUCCGCAGUUGUUUUUCAGACUCAAGACAACAAUCGAGUAAACAGUACAGCAAGCUGUAAAAGUGAACAAAUCUCAAUUUGACAUCGAGAAGCUUCUUCUAUUGUUUGUUCUUGACCUGUUUUUUUGGGUUUUAAUCAGCUACCAACACUGAGGGACAAAAGCAGCUGGAGAAAAGUCUUAAGUAAACAGUGCAGCAAGCUGUUCUACCAUCUACCAAAACUGACCUCAAGAAUUAGCUGUAGAAAAGCUGAUAUCUUUUGGCAACCAAAAGACAUGGAGGAAAACACACGUAUACAAAAUGAGACCUUGCUACAGGAAAAAUCAGAGAGCAGUAUAUCUGAUGAUUUGAACCUUGCAGCGACUUCUGAAUGUGAAAGUGUUAACUCCACUGAGAUAAAGAGAAGUAGUGAUGAACCAACAACCUCUGAAACCAAACCUGCUGUUCUGGUGGUGCUCCAUCACACAUUUGAUCCAGUGAGUGUAGUACCAGACAGCAGUAGAGCUGUAACCAGAGAGAAUGUGCUCCCAGUCGACUGUCUGUCCUAUGAAGAUCUGGGAUUACUGCAGUGCACGAAGAAUGAUGUGGCUUACAACAAAGUUAAAUUCUGGAGUGAGAAGCAGGUGAUGAAACGUAUUCAGAUUGCAGAAACAGAGGGUGAUGAAUCUUGGGAGGAUGUAAGUGCUACAGAAGUUUCUGAAAAUCACAGUAAAAACUCCUCUGAUGACGAGCAAAUGGAUGAGAGUCGGACACAAGAGCUAAAGAGUUCUGAUAAUAUAACAUCAGUAGGAAAAAGGUUUUCAGUUCUUCUGACUGGAAAUACACAGAAUGCACAUAAGACCUUUGUGGAUCAUCUUCGAGGAGAAAUAUCAGAUCUGCAGGAGGUGGAUAGAGUGGAUCAGAGUGAUUUCAUUCUGGUUUUCUGCCCUGUUGUUUCACGAGCUGGAACUGACAUUGAAGCAGCAGAGCGCAAGCUUCAGAGAAUUUCAGAAACCAAACCUGCUGUUCUGGUGGUGCUCCAUCACACAUUUGAUCCAGAGAGUGUAGUACCAGACAGCAGCAGAGCCGUAACCAGAGAGAAUGUGCUCACAGUCGACUGUCUGUUCUAUGAAGAUCUGGGAUUACUGCAGUGCACGAAGAAUAAUGUGACUUACAACAGAGUAAAAUUCUGGAUUGAGAAGCAGGUGAUGAAACGUAUUCAGAUUGCAGAAACAGAGGGUGAUGAAUCUUGGGAGGACGCAAGUGCUACAGCAGUUUUUGAAAAUCACAGUAAAAAGCCAUCUGAUGACGAGCAAAUGGAUGAGAGUCGGACACAAGAGCUAAAGAGUUCUGAUUCCAGCCAUUCACAACAACAUUCAACACUUGUCCCUCAGGAGAAAGACAUUAAAACAUGCAAUAUAGAGGACGAUUUUGAAUUUGUAGAAAAUAUAACAUUAAUAGGAAAAAGGUUUUCAGUUCUUCUGACUGGAAAUACACUGAAUGCACAUAAGACCUUUGUGGAUCAUCUUCGAGGAGAAAUAUCAGAUCUGCAGGAGGUGGAUAGUGUGGAUCAGAGUGAUUUCAUUCUGGUUUUCUGCCCUGUUGUUUCACGAGCUGGAACUGACAUUGAAGCAGCAGAGCACAAGCUUCAGAGAAUUUCAGAAACCAAACCUGCUGUUCUGGUGGUGCUCCAUCACACAUUUAAUCCAGAGAGUGUAGUUCCAGACAGCAGCAGAGCUGUAACCAGAAAGAAUGUGCUCACAGUCGACUGUCUGUUCUAUGAAGAUCAGGGAUUACUGCAAUGCACAAAGAAUAAUGUGGCUUACACAAAAAUAAAAUACUGGCGUGAGAACCAGGUGUUAUAUGGCCAAAUUGCAGGAAACAUAUCUCAGAGUUUUUUAUUAAGGAAAAAGUGUUUCAUUAUUUCUUUUGAAAAUAAUUGGACAUCCGGGGAACAUUUUAAGAAUGAAAUACCAGGACUUGAGGAGGUGUCUACUGUGGAGGAGUGCGAUUUGAUUCUUGCUUUCUAUUCUGCUGUUUCACAAGAUGAAUUUGGCAUAGAAUUAGCACUGAAAAAGAUCCAGGAUACUUCAGAUACCAAACCUGCUGUUCUGGUGCUACUUCCUCAUGCAACUGAGGCAAAGUGUGUUGAACUAAACAUCAGCAGAGCUGUUAACAGAGAAAACACGUUCAUAAUCAGCUGUCAGAUCUAUAAAAAUCAGUCAUUACUCCAAUUUUUGGGGGAAUUGAUAUGGAUCGUUUGGAGCAAUAAAUACCAGAUUUCAGACUUUGUUUUACAAUUUUUAGCACAUCUGCCUCAGUUAAUAGCAAGUAAGAUAGUAGGAUCAAGCACCCAGUUGUUAACACAGGAGAAGAAAAGUGAAGAAGACAAAAAACAGGACAGUUUUGUAUUUGUAGACAUGAAAGAUGAUGAUAAAGAUGAUGAUGAUGACCAAGAGGGGAGAGGGCAAAAGAGAGAGCCCAGAGAAAUGAGAGCUCAUUGGGAAGGUGAAUGUGGUGGAUACAGAAUGUGAGAUGCAGUUCCCGUGGCCAUAUUUAACUCCAAUCUCAUUUUCCAAGAUUGUGAAUUAUGUGCUGACCUGCAGUUUUUAUGGUCCUGUUAUACACAGUUGAAUUUGGAAUUCCUGGUUGCAUGUUGUUCUACAGUAGAUAUACUACUCAAAUGAUCAUAUCGAUAUUUGUAAAUGUAUAAUCACAUUAUUCUGACAUUGUAGUCAAUUAUUUAUUGAUUGAAAUGUUUGUAUUUACUUCAGAGAAGGUGAAAUUUUGAAAUGUAAAUGUAAACAUUAUUACUCCUGCAGUGCAUGUGCAUGUACAGUAUAUGCCCAGUGUCUGAUUUGACAGUCUGAUUUGACUUAUCCAGCCUUUUAUAUAGUAUAAAUCAGGGGUCACCAACAUGGUGCCCGUGGGCUCCUGGUAGCCCGCAAGGACCACAUGAGUAGCCCAUGCCUUUUGUAAAAAUAGAAUAAUUUUACUUUGUUAAAUCAUUGUUGAUAAUUAUUGU